CAUUCCAAACAUAACACUACCAUUCCACAUCAAAAAGCACGGUUUCACAUACAGGUGGAAACUAAGCGGGAGACGAACCUCAGAUCAGUAGCUCACAGCCGACAACGGGAAUGGUUGCUGGAAGAGCUAAGCUGAAUGUCGCCGGUGCGCCAUCGGAGAUGAACGACAACCCUCGCUAGAAAGGAACGACGGCGGCGACGGUCCAGAAAACCCUUCCCUUAUCUGUUUGCGCGAGGGAGGGAUGGUAAAGACGGAAGAUACCACGGCGCCGGAGAGAGACCACGGCGCCAGAGAGAGAAUGCGGCGGCGGACAGAGAAUGCGGCGGCGGCGGACAACGCCGGAGAGAAAUUGCGGCGGAAAGAGAAGCAGAAAUCGCGGCGGACAGAGAAGCUUCUGCUCUCUGCAAAAGGGAAAAGGAAAAAGGGUUUUGGGUUUGGGAGCUGCGUUGAGAAGGAAAGGAACAAUAAAGAAGGGAAGCGUGGGGCAAGGCUAUGAUUUCGGGCCUAGUAAUGAUUAUGUGGUCCUUUCCGUAAACACCCUUCAACAAAAUGGACCCUCAGAUUGAAUUUCUCUAAUCUGUAUGGCCAAAAAGGAGGUAGCCAUGGUGGCUACUUAAAAAUAAGGAACCAGGCUAACGCAUUCCCUUCCAGUUAGCAAUUUUGUUAGUAAUAUUGACUUGGCAACAUGAAAUUGACUUGGAAGAGACACAUGAAGGUCAAGAUUCCAAAAUUUUAGUAAUUUAACUAAAGAAAGAGUUACAAAAUUAUUAACGAUAACGUAAAAAUGGUUAAUAUUUUGAUGAAUUAUGAAAGUUUGGCUAAUUAAUCGAAUUUUAAUAUGUUUGGAUAAUAUAAAAGAAUCUAAAAAAGGUUUGGACAAAAGAUAUAGUAUUUUAUCAUGUAGUCAAAAUCGAAUACUAGAUGCAUUUAUGACUUUUUUUUGUCUUGGUGUUCUGAAUAGGUAGAAACUUAUUUAUUAUAAUGCAUAUAACUAUACCCAGGCACAUGGCCGAGCUAGCAUGACAGAGUUAGAGCAUACCAUGAAUGUAGACACCACAUUUUGUCCGGGAUAAUCGUUUUAUUGAAAAUAAUUAUUGCCACGUCGUACUACGAUUGUAUUUAAAAAGGAAGCCGAAGAUAGUUUGGUUGAGACUAGCGGUUGCAAGUCAAUAUGAACCAACAAUUGUCAAAUGUGCUCCUAGUCGAUUCUAGGGCAUAAUUAGUUAAGAUAUGAUCAGUUUAAGUAAAGAUUAGCAGUGGCAAAUCUUAAAUAUAAAUUCUCAAUUGGAUGGAAGAAAUGACUAUAGCGGAAAUUUUGUUGCUCGAGUUUGGAUUUGGAUUCGGUAUUUGAAAUGGGACAAAUUAAAUAGUAGAAUGAGCUUUAUUAUCAAAGAUUCAAAGUUCAUACAUCGUACAACUUGGGCAAUGACCUCUAAAUAAAGCGAGAAUUAGAAUUAAUUACAGUGACUAAUGGUACCUCUACAAAAUUUGGGCCACGGAAUUUGAUUUGUACACAUACAAUUACAAAGAGAGAAAUAUUUGAGCCUUGAGGCAUGAAUCUGGUCCACUGGCCCAACUUUCUCAGUCAACCAAGCCAAGAUACCUGGAAAAAAAUAAAAAGAGAAGAGACCACUUAGUUCAAUUCCAAAUUUUUAAGCCCAAAAUAGGCUGUCACUUGAGCCCAGUUUCUAACCCAAAACCAGAGGCCCAAUCGGCCAGCAGAGAAACCAAUUCUGUCCCAACUUGGCCCAACGAAAUCCGACCCAAACCCAACAGGUCCUACUCUGCCAACCAGUUCAGUCCAAAAACCAACCAUAAACCGACCUUGAUCAAAUCGGUCUGACCAUAUCUUAUCCAGCCGACCAGGCACACAUUUCAAAGUCAUAAUAAAGAAAUGUUCGAAUCAUAGAGCGACACGUGGCGGUUUAGUUUGCUUUAAAUGAGCUCCUUGAGCUCUUUGUUGAGGGGAACGAUUUGGGGAGGAAAAAUAUAUAGAAACGGCAAUUCCCAAACACUCUUUUCCUUAAAACACAAAACUUAGUCCAGAUAUCUGAAGUGAGGAGAAUCAAGGAAGUGUUCUUGAAGCAGAAAUCCCAAUAAGGUUGGUGCUUUUGACUCCGCUUCAAUAUUGUUAAUGAAAUUCCAUCUCAUUUCGUAUAUUUUAUGCUCGAUCAUUGUACAGUUAUAAUCAUCCACCUACUAGCAUAUUUACAUUCAAGUGAUUUACUUUACAAGCUUUCUUUACAUUCAAGCACUCUAUUUACCCAGAUCUGCUCGUAUCAAUUUCAUUAAGCUCUAUCAUUAAAGUUUUUUUUCCUUCUCGCAUCAAUAGCUUUGUCUAUGCAAUUACUAUUAUGCCAAUUAACUUAAGUAUGACUG
Messenger RNA from Linum trigynum, 2379 nucleotides. The record is from the annotation of a GenBank genome assembly. NCBI's taxonomy places the organism in Eukaryota, Viridiplantae, Streptophyta, Magnoliopsida, Malpighiales, Linaceae.